Molecule: messenger RNA, 3542 nt
Organism: Hipposideros armiger (great roundleaf bat)
Lineage: Eukaryota; Metazoa; Chordata; Mammalia; Chiroptera; Hipposideridae
Gene: SGSM1
Product: small G protein signaling modulator 1
Exons: 16
Coding region: 76-2457 (793 amino acids)
Biological process (GO): activation of GTPase activity
Molecular function (GO): GTPase activator activity
Source: RefSeq, a predicted model, not a curated record
UCACCACCAUGAGGUGGGCAGGCAUUCUGCAAGCCAAACCUCCCCCCCACUUCCAGUGUCUACUGGGACUAUGCCAUGACCAUCCGCCUGGAGGAGAUUGUCUACCUGCACUGCCACCAGCAAGUGACUUCCUACUGGGUCUUCUGUGGCCGCGUCAUGGUGGCAGUGGACAGCGGUGGGACGGUGGUGUUGGUCAGCCAGGACGGGAUCCAGAGGCCGCCCUUCCACUUCCCCAAGGGAGGGCACCUCCUGCAGUUCCUCUCCUGCCUGGAGAACGGGCUGCUCCCUCACGGGCAGCUGGACCCACCACUCUGGUCUCAGCGGGGAAAGGGCAAAGUAUUUCCCAAACUGCGCAAGCGAAGCCCUCAGGGUUCCGCUGAGUCCACGUCUUCAGAUAAGGAGGAUGACGAAGCCACGGAUUACGUGUUCAGGAUCAUCUACCCCAGCAUGCAGUCCGAAUUCGUCCCCCAGGACCUGAUGGAUGUCUCUGUGAGCAACCUGCCAUCUCUGUGGCAACCCAGUCCCCGCAAGUCCUCCUGCUCAUCUUGUUCACAGGGUGGCUCGGCUGAUGGUGGCUCCACCAAUGGCUGCAACCACGAGAGGGCUCCACUGAAGCUUCUCUGUGACAACAUGAAGUACCAGAUCCUUUCCAGAGCCUUCUAUGGAUGGCUGGCCUACUGCAGACACCUGUCCACCGUGAGGACACACCUGUCAGCCCUGGUCAAUCACAUGAUCGUGUCUCCAGACUUGCCCUGCGAUGCUGGACACGGGCUGACGGCCGGGAUCUGGGAGCAGUACCUUCAGGAUAGCACAAGUUACGAGAAGCAGGAGCUGCUGCGCCUCAUCUACUAUGGGGGGAUUCAGCCGGAGAUCCGCAAGGCCGUGUGGCCCUUCCUCCUGGGCCACUACCAGUUUGGGAUGACAGAAGCAGAAAGGAAGGAGGUGGACGAGCAGAUUCAUGCCUGCUACGCACAGACCAUGGCCGAAUGGCUGGGCUGCGAGGCAAUUGUGCGGCAAAGGGAACGGGAGUCUCACGCGGCUGCCCUGGCCAAGUGCUCCUCAGGGGCCAGCCUGGACAGCCACCUGCACCAGAUGAUGCACCGGGACUCCACCAUCAGCAAUGAGUCCUCGCAGAGCUGCAGUUCUGGCCGCCAGAACAUCCGUCUGCAAAGCGACUCCAGCAGCAGCACACAGGUGUUCGAAUCUGUGGACGAGGUGGAGCAGGUGGAGGCAGAAGGCAGGUUGGAGGAGAAACAGCCCAAGAUCCCCAAUGGGAACCUGGUGAAUGGCACCUGUUCCCCGGACUCUGGCCACCCUUCCUCCCACAACUUCUCCUCCGGCCUCUCGGAGCACUCGGAGCCCAGCCUGAGUACAGAAGACAGUGUCAUGGAUGCCCAGCGGAACGCUGCCCUGGUGCCUCGACCUGGGGACAGCAGCGUGGAUGACGGGCAGAGCAGCGAGGCCACCACUUCCCGGGACGAAGCUCCCCGUGAGGAGCUGGCCGUGCAGGACAGCCUGGAGAGCGACCUCCUCGUCAAUGAGAGCAUGGACGAGUUCAUGUCCGUCCCUGGCAGCAUGGACAUGGCUCUUCCUGAAAAGGAGGGCACUGUGAUGGAGAGCUGGGUGGGCGGCGAGGCGGAGAAGCAUAGCCAGGCGGACAGUGAGGACAACCUCUCAGAGGAGCCUGAGAUGGAAAGUCUCUUCCCUGCCUUGGCGUCUCUGGUCGUGAGCACUUCCGCCAACAACGAGGCAUCUCCUGUGUCUUCCAGCGGUGUCACCUACUCUCCGGAGCUGCUGGACCUGUACACAGUGAACCUGCACCGCAUCGAGAAGGACGUGCAGAGGUGCGACCGCAACUUCUGGUACUUCACGCCCGCCAACCUGGAGAAGCUGCGCAACAUCAUGUGCAGCUACAUCUGGCAGCACAUUGAGAUUGGCUACGUCCAAGGCAUGUGUGACCUCCUGGCUCCACUGCUGGUCAUUCUGGAUGAUGAGGCCCUCGCCUUCAGCUGCUUCACAGAGCUCAUGAAGAGGAUGAACCAGAACUUCCCUCAUGGAGGCGCCAUGGACACACACUUUGCCAACAUGAGGUCACUCAUCCAGAUCCUGGACUCAGAGCUCUUUGAGCUGAUGCAUCAGAAUGGGGACUACACUCAUUUCUACUUCUGCUACCGCUGGUUCCUGCUAGAUUUCAAGCGAGAACUUGUCUAUGAUGAUGUCUUCUCCGUCUGGGAGACCAUCUGGGCAGCCAAGCACGUCUCGUCCGCCCACUACGUCCUGUUCAUCGCCCUGGCUCUGGUGGAGGUCUAUCGUGACAUCAUUUUGGAGAACAACAUGGAUUUCACAGACAUCAUCAAAUUCUUUAAUGAAAUGGCCGAGCGACACAACACCAAGCAGGUCCUGAAGCUGGCCCGGGACCUCGUGUACAAGGUGCAGACUCUGAUAGAGAACAAGUGAGGGCCGCCUCACCCUGGCAGCGUCAGCGGAGCCGCCCCCUGCCUGUCCUGCCCCGUUUUCCUCCCGGCCGCCCCGGGAGCAAGGUCCUGUGUCUGUUGAUGAGCAUGGACUUCUGUGCAAAGAGAAACCACCCCGACUUGGGCCUCCAGGCAGGUGGGGUCGAGGGGUUGCCCCUUGAGUUCAGCCUUACGUUUUCCUGUUUGACCAAAGAUUGCCCACGUCUGGGAUUUCUCCCUCGCGGGAGUUGUCGAUGGAUGGCGAGAACAUCUUUGUUCAAGGUCUCCAGGAUGGCCCCUCUUUUAUUCUCUCCCCUGUCCCUCCAAACCGACUUGUUGGGUGAGACUUGGGGAGGGAGGUUUUUGGAAAGUGGUGUAGGAGAGGUUAUGGGGCUACCUCUGUACCCCGAAAGGGGCCUUUGGAGAUGUCGCAGAACAUGGCUGGAAGACUGGCUGGGAGCAGGGUUUCUCCACCUCGGCAGAACUGACAUUUGGGCUGGGUCAUUCUUUUUUGAGGGGAGCCCUCCUGUGCAUUGUGGGAUGUUGAGCGGAAUCCCCAGCCUAUACCCACUGGAUGCCCCCCCAUCCAUCCCCCCAACCCCAGUUGUGACAAUCCAGAAUGUCCCCAGAUAUUGCCAGAUGUCCCCAGUUGAGACCCAGUGGCUUAGAGGAGGAGCUACCAAUGAAUGUCCCAGUCCGCUGUCUCUCUACCUACGCCGGCUGUGUCCUGAGUCUGCCUCCCGUUCAGAAACGGUACACAGGCAUCCUGCACACAUCUCUUCUUGAGGUUUGGGAAUCCGUUUAUUGUAUUCUCUCAUUUUCCUCCUUUGCCUGACCCCACAAGAGACUUUUUUUUCCAAGAAAGGCAUCUUUCUGCCUGGGCGGUGGAACCCCAUAAGUGUCUAUAGGUGUGUGACAGUCCGAGGCUCUGCUGGGUCUAGGCCAGAGACCCCGGGCAGGGCAGAGUCCACGUCCCCUAGGGCAGACCUCACCUCUCUGUCUAUAGUCGGGCCUGGUGCUGUAGAAGCUCAGAAGGUAUGUUUUGGUCAGGCACGCUGGCUUUUCCCCAAGUGCCCUUGCUCACUCAGG